Molecule: messenger RNA, 1443 nt
Organism: Kalmanozyma brasiliensis GHG001
Lineage: Eukaryota; Fungi; Basidiomycota; Ustilaginomycetes; Ustilaginales
Product: Glycosyl transferase, family 3
Exons: 1
Coding region: 1-1443 (480 amino acids)
Biological process (GO): L-tryptophan biosynthetic process
Cellular component (GO): cytosol
Molecular function (GO): anthranilate phosphoribosyltransferase activity
Source: RefSeq, a predicted model, not a curated record
AUGUCGACCACCACCGCAAACGGCACGCACCACACAGCGGACACCUUCCGUCCGCUCCUCAAAGCUCUUUCCCUCGCUGCAUCCGUCGACGCCCAAUCUGGCGAACCCAACCAUCCCUCUGGCACUUCUACCAUCACGCACACCCAGCUCGAGCAGAUUCUGCAGCAUCUCGCAGAUCCCAACUUCACCUCUUCGCGAGAGAACCACGCGCAGAUUGGGUCCGCGUUGACAUGCCUCAAGUUCUGCAGGCUGGACAUUCAGGCGGAAACCUUUGCGUUGGCCGCACGGAUCUUCUUGGAUUGCUGUUUGGAUGUGCAUGUGCCGGCGCUGGACGGGGAGGCGGGGGAGUAUGCCGGUGUGGAAGGUGGGUAUAGGGGGACGUUGGAUCUGGUUGGUACGGGAGGGGAUGGGAAGGACACGUUUAACGUUUCCACCACGGCAGCGAUGGUCGCUGCUGGUGUGAAGGGUGUAAGGGUGUGCAAGCAUGGUGCGAAAGCGUCCUCUUCAACGUCCGGUUCCGCCGAUCUGUUGAUGUCCCUCGGCAUCCCGCUCCUCACGUUGCCAGCGAGCGAACUGCCGGGCGUGUUGAGGAAGAGCAAGUUCUCCUUCCUCUUCGCCCAGCUCUACCAUCCGGCCCUCGCCCCCCUCGGCCCUAUCAGGAGGUCACUCGGCUUCCCAACGAUAUUCAACGUCCUCGGCCCACUCAUCAACCCCGCCAAACCGUCACGAUGCAUCUUGGGCGUACACAGCUACUACCUCGGCCGGAUUUUUGCGGAAGCGCUGCGCAAGAGGGGCACGGAGCGAGCCUGGAUCGUCUGCGGCCAGGAGGGGCUGGAUGAGAUCAGCCCUGCAGGGAGGACGGAUGUGUGGGAGCUCAAGGAUGGGCAGAUUAGCGAGUUCACCGUGGGGCCUGAGGAUUUCGGCUUGGAAAGGCAUCCCCUGGAGCACGUGGGGAGUUGGAGUGCCGAUGAGAAUGCUGCGAUUGUGAUGCGGAUGUUUUCGACCAAGGAUGUUGGGGAGGGGCCUUUGGAGAAGGGUGUACAGCUGGAUCCGAGGGAGUUUGGCGAGUGUGCACCGGAGACCAUGGUGCAUGUUCGCUCACUGCCGUCCAUACCGAAGGGGGUGAGGUUGGGCGCUAUUAAGCAGUAUACGUUGUUGCAAACCGCCGCGUUGCUGUAUGUGGGGAGCUACGCAACGACGCUCAAAGAGGCUACAGCGCUAGCGCGGGAGAGCAUGGAGAGCGGUGCAGCGCUUAGGGCGCUCGAGGUGUUCAGAGACGAGAGCAGCUUGAGUGUCAGCCGGUGGGAGAAGGAGCAGGAACGAAAGGCGCAGGGCAGGGAGAAGGAAAGCAGGAAGAGUGUCGAGGAGACGGUGAGGAAUCAGGAUCAGUACAGUUAUCUGCCCGAGAUUUGGGCGGAUGCUGCGGUGGGAACGGAUGACUAG